Messenger RNA from Branchiostoma floridae (Florida lancelet), 989 nucleotides. RefSeq lists its product as uncharacterized. The record is from RefSeq and is a predicted model, not a curated record. Lineage: Eukaryota; Metazoa; Chordata; Leptocardii; Amphioxiformes; Branchiostomatidae. The coding region runs from base 489 to 989 and encodes 166 amino acids. The transcript is spliced from 3 exons.
GACUCAGGCCAAACGGCAAAAUUGGAGGGGAAAACCCACUAACAGUCAUCAAGAGGACGCUCACUCCUCUGAGUGUAGGAAGCUGUACUGUCAGUUCUUUUUCUGACGGGCUUUUCCAGCCAUUUUGUUCUCCUUUGCUGUGGGGACUCUCUAGUCCACGUUACCAUGUCGAGACGAUGUCGAAGCUAAUUUCAGCCUCAUAGUCGGUCGUUGAGGUAUUGAAAAGACCGACACCUUAUCGCAGAGUGUUAGCAAUCCGUCAACACCGUGAUGUUUCGUCGCAUAGCGGAUUAAUAAGGUUGUAGGCUUAAGAUUUUUGAUCAGGGUUCCAACCGAACCUCCCACGGCAUCAUUGACGGAUCGCCCCGUCACAUUUGCAGCCUUCCCGAAACACUAACGGUUCAUCCCUUUGCACAGUUCCAAGUCGUCUCACACAGGUACUAAGUAGAGACCGUCCAGUCCUGCUCUGUGAGCCACGCGGCACAAAGAUGAGACCUUACGGCGGAGUUCUAUACCUGGUCCUGGCGCUAACCUUGGCCAGUGCCGCGCCUGGCCACCCGCUAGCGAGACGGUCCGUGAUCGAGACGGUCUACAUCGAUGAGAGUCCGGGGUACGGGCGGGAGGGGUCGGGCCUGGACCCCGACACAGACGUCUUCAUCGGCCGGCCCGACACAGGGCACGAGACGGGACCGGCAGUCGGGAACGGCAUGGCGGGGUUAUCACCCGGACAACAGUGCCGUGAGAGGUGGGGCCGUGCCUUGAUGGAGUGUUUCCAUGACUACCGCCGCGCCAUGAAUGACCUUGGCGAGCUGCUCCUGUCCGCCGCAGGACAGACGCUCUUCUGCGGUGUCCAGAUGGAGCUGUACCAGUGUUACCAGACGGUACUGGAUCAGCCGUUCUGUGCGCAGGACAACGAGAUCGACUCGCGCCGGACAAAAAUACAGACGGACAUGCGCGUCAUCCGCCAAAAGUGCAACGACUUCCGGUAG